Messenger RNA from Culex quinquefasciatus (southern house mosquito), 499 nucleotides. RefSeq lists its product as uncharacterized. The coding region runs from base 116 to 469 and encodes 117 amino acids. The record is from RefSeq and is a predicted model, not a curated record. Gene Ontology annotation, molecular function: odorant binding. The transcript has 3 exons. Lineage: Eukaryota; Metazoa; Arthropoda; Insecta; Diptera; Culicidae.
AGACAGUCAGUUUUUGUAAAGAAUUCCGAGCCAAUCAAGUGUUUCGAAAUGAAGCUCCUCGCAAUUUGCUCAAUUUUGUUUUGUUUGUUGUUUUGCAAAACUAAACCAACAGCAAAUGGAAACCAUCAACGGAUUCGCCAAAGAUUGCUUCAAAGAGCUGAACAUUCCAAGCGAUUCGAAUUUACUCGCGAGAGCUUUGAAAACUAAAUUAACGACUUUCAGCGAUCAGGACAUCGACUUUCUCGCCUGCAUGGGAAAAAAGGUUGGAGCGCUGGACGCGGAGGGAGUCUAUCAUUCGCAGCCGAUCGAGGGCUUCUUUCUGCAGAGCGGAAACACCUUCAACAAGCAGGAAAUGGUCGACGUGGUCGAGAUUUGCAUCGGCCAGCAGGUUAGGGGAACGCCUUACAAGGAUAACGUGGCAAAGUUUAACAAGUGUUUCUAUGAGAACAAGAAAUUUGAUUUGAUGUAGAUUAGGUGAGAACAAUGAAUAAAAACAGUG